AUGCACUGCGGUAAUCAGAGUGGUAUGGCUACUCUGUUACAGCAAAAAAGUUUCAUGAAAACUGUAACCAACGUAGUGGUAAAUGGAACUGACAAUGGCCAGGCCGGGGCAAGCGCAACAAUUGUCGCCUCGUCCACCGUCUCACCAGCGGUCCCGAACGGAGUGGCAUCCGCCAAUCAUCCGGCACAAACGUUUCUUCCGGUCACGGCGAAACCUGCCCACCAGCAGCAGCAGCAACAGUCGCUGCAGAUGCAUCACCAACCACCGGCACUGAUUGCGGUCUCAUCCACAGUGCCGCUCUCCGGCACCGGUAUCUCCUCUAGUUCCACUUCCGCCACCAACACCACCACCAUCAUUAACGCUAAUAGCACGCAGCAGCUUCCAUCGGCAUCGACGUCCUUUCCCGGGCGCACGUUCGGUGGGCGCACCAUACUCCGUGCCCCUGGCGCUACUACCAUCAGUUUAGCUUCCGUUGCUCAGGUGCCGCAGAUCGACGGCAGCUUCCGGCAGCAUAUCAUCAAUGCCACCACCACCGGCAGCACACACCCCAUAAGUGAUGUCCUUACCACGACAACGACUGCAACACCUUCGUGCCCGGUCAACAAUACCGUUACACUGCAGACCGUGAAUGGCGGCAUUCAUUCACAGCAACAGCAGCCCCAGCAGAGUGGGGAUGGCUUCGGGAGCUCGUCGAUGGUGCCUCCAGUUUCGAGCGCGAACCAACAGUCACCUGCCACCAGCGGCACACCGGUAGCGGACAACACAAGUGAGGCCACCGUUGCAGUGGCCGGCGACUCGCAAGAUACCAAAGAAACGGUCCCGGAUGAGCAGGAGGCCGAACCGGAGAUCGAUAUCGUGAUCAAUAACGUCGUGUGCUCGUUCAGCGUCCGCUGUCAUCUCAAUCUGCGGGACAUUGCCAUGAACGGGUACAAUGUGGAGUUUCGCCGCGAGAACGGCAUGAUGACGAUGAAGCUCCGGCGCCCGUACACGACCGCUUCGAUCUGGUCGUCCGGCAAAAUCACCUGCACCGGUGCUACGUCGGAGGAUCAGGCCAAGGUUGCGGCACGUCGGUACUCACGUUGCCUUCAGAACCUCGGUUAUAACGUGCGUUUGAGAAACUUUCGCAUCGUGAACGUGCUCGGCACCUGCAGUAUGCCGUGGGGCAUCAUGAUCGUGAACUUCUCCGAAAGGUAUCGCAAGGAAGCGAGCUACGAACCGGAACUGCACCCCGGCGUCACGUACAAGCUGCUUAAACCGAAGGCCACGCUGAAAAUAUUCUCAACUGGAAGCAUUACCGUCACGGCGGCAAGCGUGGCGUUCGUGCAGGAAGCCAUCGAGCAUAUCUAUCCGCGGGUGUACGAGUUUCGUAAGAAACGCACGCCACUGGAGAAGCAGGAGUUGCUUAAGCCGCCAGUCUUCGAUGCGCAAGACACCGAUCAGUUGAUCGAGGAGGAUGGGGGUGACAUCGAAAUGCUCGACGCGUUGGAUGGUACCGAAGUGGCAGAUAGCCGCGGUGCAGGAGCGGACGGGUACGACGCCUUCGGUGGAAUCGCAGAUACUGUACAAAACAAGUACAGCACCAAAGCAAUACAGAAGAGCAGCAGUUCACGCGUCAAUACGGGACUACAGCGGCAACGGAUCCGUCGGCAUCGUCCGCCCGGUCGCGAAGCAAUUUACAGCGAUCCGAUGACGGAUGACGAUGAUGACGACGCUAACGUUAGCGAAAUUUGAGCAUUAGACUGCCCGAGAUACACUACACUGCGACUGUGAGUUAACGUAACGGCGCGGGUCCCAACAAGCGGGAUGUGUUUUGCCGCGCCCCAUUUCUUUUUUGGUGGGAUCACUCACACAGAUCGUAUCGAUCUGAACACCACAAACACACCUAACAAAAAAGGAUAACAGUAAAACCUACAGCAAUAACAGGCCGUCAAACGCCCAAUAUCCGGGUCCGGGCACAGCAACGUAGAACGCUGGGAGUAUCCGCCUUCUCCCGUGACCACAGCCACUGACCAAGAAUUCACAGUUUCAAUAUCAUCGUCUGCUGACGCCGGAAGUCUAAUAAUAAUCCGAUGCUCCGCCACCGGGCGGGGGGCGGUUCGGAUGACUGUUUUGAUGAAAAGUUUUCGGUUUUUUUAGUGCAUGCCGUUUUUCUUUUUUCUAGUUUCGAAAUCAUGGAAUAAUUACUAACAAAGUGCUUGACUAUAUACAAUGUUUUAUAGAAGAAAAUGGGAGAGAAUGAUGAGAGCGAAAGAGAAAAUUAGAAGAUAUGUGUACGUGAGUUGUGAGAAGUGAAACGAAAAAUUAAUCAAACAAACAAUACCGUUCCUGACACGGAUGCGGUUACGGUACGGCGUGUUGUGUACGGCAAUGAUUAUGUAGGAGAUACAUUUUUAACAUUAAGCAAAAAGAGGAAGGGUGAACACAGACUCUUCAAUGACAAAUCUACGGUAACGAUAAGCAACAACCCAAUAAACGCCUAACUUAUCUGUCCUUUUCCUAGCGGUCAAAGUGCCCGAAAGAGGAAAAGUGAAACGUAUAGCCAGCUCUAAUUACUCAGAAAUAUAAUUUACACAAAGUGUCUGGUCAGGUACGAGAGGCGGCGGUCAGAGGCAGAACGGUUCGCAACGGACGACCCAUCUGUUUUAGUUUGUCUUUGGUUUAGUUUAGUAGAUUAGGCAAAAGUGCUGACACGUAAAGGUGUAUCCCUGUUUUCUCACUUUUUUUUUUGUAAAGAAUGCAUAGUAUUUCGAAUCACCUACCAGUUCUACGAUUGCUUCCUAUUCCCUGCGCCCCGCUGGAAACCUGUUUUCGUCGGCGUAGAUCACUCUAGUUCUCGCCGGAACUAAUCAUACGGUGGUAACUGCAGCCCAGUCAUGUGCAAAGGAAAGUGGCCACAUAUAAUACUCGACCAAUAAAAUGAGGGUGUACAGCUGCAAAACCGCGGUGAUUUUCUGCGCUAUACACAUACACAUACUGUGGACCACACUCUUCUAGACUGCAGGAUCGGCCCGAUAUCCAGUAAUUCACAUUAACUUAGGCAAAGAAAACCACCACGGAAGCCACUUUCACGGCACAAUAGGCAAGUGAAGUGAACCAAAGAACUUACCUAAACAUACGCGUGCAGCGAGUGGCGCGAAAGAGGACAUUGCAACGCGCGGUACAUCCUGCGGAAGCACGCUCCUGAAUUCCGGGAUGUGACAGUCCGGUUGAAUUCGUAUUAAAAUUUAACAUCCUACUAUAGACUUUCCUGCCCAAAGUAAAAUUCACGACAUCAUCCUGCGAACGACAGAGAAAGAUAGAGAGAGACAGAGAGAAAAAGAGUAGUUUGAGCUUAUAAAGGCGGAUGUUAAGUCGUUCCAUUGUUUUGUGUAUCUGUGUUUCGAUAAACAAAGAGAAACAGAAAUCAAGCAUCAUAAUUAAUAAGCAAAAAAGCCUUAAUCAUAAUGGAUCAUAGUAACCAGAGCAACGGUAUGGCGGUUCGAGAGACGAUCGUAGAAAUCAAACUAAACCCACUGGCGAUCGACGCACCGCGUACUGUGAUGGUGGCCAACAGCUUGAAAAGAUCUGAAACGGGGAAAAGGUUAGAAGUAGCGAACGAGCGGGACAUUAGGACCGGAAAAUGUGCAAGAAGUGGCGGUGGAGAUCGCGUUUCGAGGUUGUCUUCGGCUUUCGUGGGUUAGAUUAGAGAGCUACGAGUAAGAAAUAUUUGUAAAACGGAAAUUCGACGGAAGAAAAUUUGAAUAAAA
Molecule: messenger RNA, 3746 nt
Organism: Anopheles bellator
Lineage: Eukaryota; Metazoa; Arthropoda; Insecta; Diptera; Culicidae
Gene: Trf2
Exons: 4
Coding region: 1-1731 (576 amino acids)
Biological process (GO): DNA-templated transcription initiation
Molecular function (GO): DNA binding; general transcription initiation factor activity
Source: RefSeq, a predicted model, not a curated record